Messenger RNA from Closterium sp. NIES-65, 1730 nucleotides. Lineage: Eukaryota; Viridiplantae; Streptophyta; Zygnematophyceae; Desmidiales; Closteriaceae. The record is from the annotation of a GenBank genome assembly.
AUCCCCCCCGCGCCUGGCGCGGGUGCGGGGGAGAAGCGGGGGAGGGGGCAGCAGAGCGGGGGAGGGGAGGGGAGGGAGGGGCGGGAAGGGCGGGAAGGGCGAGAGGGGAGGGAGGGGCAUGUGCCGUGUUUUGGGGCGGCAGGGGGAGGGGAGGACGGGACAGAGCACAACUGGGGAGGGGCGAAUCUGGGGAGAAUCUGCCCACGCCCAAGCAGAUCCGGGCAGCUCUGGAUGAAUUUGUGAUCGGGCAGGAUAAUGCGAAAAAGGUUUUGGCAGUGGCAGUUUACAAUCACUACAAGCGCAUCUUUCUUGAAAAACCAGAAGCGGGAAAGACUUGCCAACCUGCCAGAGGGGUGAGAAGGGGUAAAAAAAAGGCGAGAGGAGGUUCAGAGGGGGCGUGCGAGAACCUGGUGGGGGGCGGUGAGGAGGACGAGGUGGAGGUGGAGAAGAGCAACGUGCUGCUGAUGGGUCCCACGGGUUCAGGCAAGACCCUACUGGCCAAGACUCUGGCUCGGUUUGUCAACGUGCCAUUCGCCAUUGCUGAUGCCACCACUCUCACUCAGGCUGGUUAUGUGGGAGAGGACGUGGAGAUGAUUCUCUAUAAGCUGCUGCAGAGCGCCAAUUUCAGUGUGUCAGCAGCGCAGCAGGGCAUCGUGUAUAUCGACGAGAUCGACAAGCUUACCAAGAAGGCAGAGGGCAUCACGAGCACACGGGACGUGUCAGGGGAGGGCGUGCAGCAGGCGCUUUUGAGGAUGCUCGAGGGCGCUGUGAUCAAUGUGCCAGAGAAAACAGGGAGGAAGAAUCCAAGAGGCGAGUUCAUACAGCUGGACACACAGAACAUUCUCUUCAUCUGUGGAGGGGCAUUCGUGGAUCUGGAAAAGACGAUUGCAGAGAGGAAGCACAAGUCAUCCAUCGGCUUCGGGGCCCCCGUGCGCGCAUCGCUGCGCAACCGAUCGGUGCUUGACGCCCGCACUGCCGGCUCGCUGCUGCAAUCGGCAGAGAGCACGGAUCUGAUAGCCUAUGGGCUCAUCCCUGAGUUUGUGGGGCGAUUCCCCGUGCUGGUGGGGCUGCAUGCGCUCACAGAGGAGCAACUCGUGCAGGUUCUCUUAAAGCCCAAGAACGCCCUCAGCAAGCAAUUCGCCAAGCUAUUGGCCAUGAACAACGCCCGCUUGCACAUGACGGAGGGGGCAGUGAGGGCCAUAGCGCGCAGAGCAGCAGCGCGAAACACGGGGGCCAGGGGGCUGCGAUCGCUGCUGGAGGGGCUGCUCACCGAGGCUAUGUACGAGGUCCCCAGCAAUCUGGUGGAAGCAGUGGUGCUGGACGAGGCAUCGAUGGGGCACGAGGGGGAGGAAGGGGAAGAGGGCAAGCCGGUCCCCAGCAGUCUAGUGAAGGCAGUUGUGUUGGACAAGGCAUCGGUGGGGCACGAGGGGGAGGAGGGGGGCGACGGGGUCCCCAGCUCUCUGGUGGAAGCAGUGGUGCUGGACGAGGCAUCGGUGGGGCACGAGGGGGAGGAGGGCGAGGACGGGGUACCGGGGUGUGGGGCCCACAUACUGCAAGGGGAGGGCUCGUGGGAGCGGUGGUUGCAGGAUAACGAGGGGGGAGGAGAGAAGGCGGGAGGGAAGGGAGAGGAGGGCCAAGGGGGAGGAAGCAAGGGAGGCUCAUCUGGGGGAGGUGGAAGUGAUGAGGAAUCGGAUGCAGCUCCUGCUCUUGCCACAGCCACUGCAGCUUGA